Molecule: messenger RNA, 2865 nt
Organism: Naegleria fowleri
Lineage: Eukaryota; Heterolobosea; Eutetramitea; Acrasida; Naegleriidae
Exons: 1
Coding region: 1-2865 (954 amino acids)
Biological process (GO): intracellular protein transport
Cellular component (GO): endomembrane system
Molecular function (GO): GTP binding; GTPase activity; protein binding
Source: RefSeq, a predicted model, not a curated record
AUGGGGCAACAUCAGGUCUCUUCCAUCACGCACUCGGAUGAAGUGCAAGAUAUGAAUGCCUCAUCCUCCCUUCCCAUCAAUAGAAGAACUCUUGGCCGAACAGUAGCAGCAGCUUCAUCACCAUCAUCAUCAUCAUCAACCAACAACUCACCACGAGGAGGAGGAGCAUUAGAAGGAGGAAUCAAACAACAGCAACAACAAUGGAAUCAUGGCGAUACAUCCCACAUGAUCUCUACCUUCCGAUCAUCCAUGCCUGUGGCUCAGGGCGCCGAUGCCAAUUCCAUCAUCCCUAACACGGUACAAAACAGUUUGGGAAACCCUUCUCAUCCUCCUCAUCAGAAUGGAAAAACUUGUUCAUUGCCCAUUCACCCAGUCGCUUCUCUUCCAUCUUCAUCCUCCUCGACCAUUACCACUCGAUCGAGUCCAACAAGACGAACUCAAAAGUCAAAAGGCAAACUGGGAGCAGGCUUACUUGCAACAUCCUUCUCAAGAAGACAUUUCAAUGAUGAUUUAAUUGGAGACGAUGAAAGUCAAGAGAGCGAGGAGGAGGAUGACGAAAAUUAUAAUACAGAACAUUGUACGACCAAUCAUGUCGAUACCAACCAUCAUCAUUACGAUGAUAAUGUCGAACAUGAUAGCGAUCAUGAUGAAGAAUCCAUACGAAGAAAAUUGCGAUCCACCUUGUAUCCUAAAACACAUUACAGUUAUUAUUGGAAACCCAAUGUAUACAAGGACUGUUUCAUGCCAACAACCUCGUCACGAUCGUCAGCUUCUUCCUCUCGAUACCUAAAACAAACAAAUACGGAUCUAUAUGCAUCAUUAUCAACUGAUGAUACUUCUCAAUGUUUGGAAUGGACCAUACGAUUAGAUCCAGAGAACGAUCCUCAAUUUUAUGAGCUCGCUUUUUCACUGUUUCAUUUCCAAAAACCAGACGAUGAAUAUGAUGAAGCUGUCAUUCCAACCUCUCAUAGCAUCGAAGAAGAGCAGAAUGUUUCAAGCUUGGCAUUUAACACCCAUUCAGUUGCAUUCAACACCACCACCACUGCCACCACUUCCCCACAAAAUAUUCACACCAAUCAUACAUCUCCCAAAAAAAACCACCGUGAAAAUGGUGUCACAUCACCUCAGUCCCUUACUCAUCUCACUGCCACAACCCCCAACUCAGACGCUCCCACAUCUGUUCCAUCUUCUCUCAUCAUGGGCAGUUCUACAACUACUACUACAGCGAGUAGUACCACCAUGGAUACUGAUCCUUUCUCGAUUGGGCUUGGAACCUCAUCGAGUACGUACCUUAAUAUCCCUUCCCCUUCCUAUCAUCGACCAAGAGGAAGAGCAUUCCUCAUUGGUUCACAGUCCUCUUCAUCUUCCAAUCCUCAUGCAUCCAUCAAUUCCUCAUCAUCCAAUCAUUUUUAUCCAUUUGAAUCAGAUAGAAACAGUAGGGACAUUUCUUCCUCAUCACCUCUUCUAAAUUCAGCUGGUAUCAAUCAUUUACAUUGUCUCAACCAAUCAGAUGGUAGAUUCUCUUCCAACUCAAAUAUGUAUUUGAAUGAGAAGAGAAGAAAAUCUCUCGAGAGAACCUCACGUGACUAUCGAAGAGAGCUUUACCUGGAGGUCUUGCGUACUAGAUUUGAAAAUAGAGGUGCCAUACCUCAAGACGAGAAAGAUCACAACAAGAGACACCACCAAAAAUCAACCCACUAUAUUUCUGCAAGCCAAAUCGAACAAAAGGUACCAUUUGAAAUUAUGUUUCAGAUACUGAGCUAUCUGACACCAGAAGAUUUGAUCAAGUUGGGAAAUGUGAGCCGAACGUUUCGAUACAUAUGGACAGAACAUCCACUUUUGUGGGUGCGGUAUCCAUAUGUCAUCAACAAUGAGAAUGGAGAUUUAAAUUUGGGAGAAAUGGUAGAACAAGAAAAAUCUAGAAUUGGUUCAUCAUUCAUUGAUCACGCCUCGCUGCGAGAGCUCAUUGAAGAAUCUCCAUUCACCACUGAAAAAACCAAUAUUGUUCGUUCGAGCUGGAAGAAUAUUUACAGAGCGAUUUAUCAUGGUUAUACGAAAGGUCCAUGGAAUAAUUAUUGUACUUUUUACAACAAUGUAAAUACUCAAAGCGUAGAAUAUCGAUUAAGCAUGAUUGAAAUUAAGGUUUGCUUGGUUGGAGGCUCGGGUACUGGUAAAAGUUCAUGGAUUCUCAUGCUCAAAGAUGCCAACAAUGGAGAGACACCAGAGAUCUACAAGUCUAGAUCCAAAAAGAUUGAAUACAUGGAAACCACUAUUGGUGCCUCCUAUACUGUAAAACAUAUUAAGGUGACACUUCCACAUGCUGCAUCCUCGAGCAAUGAUUCCCAAGAUGAUGACUCCAUAUCAUCAGAAACUGAUAGUUACAUUAUGAAUCGUUUUGUACCAAUUAUUUCUGAAAGUAUUUGGGAUACCUCUGGUGUUAAGAGAUACUUCCCUCUAAUUCCUCUUUAUUUGAGAACAUGCAAGGGCAUAAUUUUAUGUUUUGACCUUAACAGACAAGAGUCGUUUGAUGAAAUGAUUGAAAUAUUCGAGGAAUACAUUUUCAAACAACAGGCAAACAAAUGUGAGACCAUGGACUUGUUUGAAAACAAGCAUUUAUUUGAAAAAUGCCUUCAAGAACAAGAUACAUAUGUCUAUGUGUGUGGAAUGAAAAGUGACAAAGAACGGCAUGUAUCCAACGAGAAAAUUACCCAAUUUUUGCACAAAUAUGGAGGAUCUAGAAUCAAGAUAUUUACCAAUAAUUUUCUCUAUUUUGAAUUAAGUUCACUCACAGGAGAAAAUGUGUACACACCAUGGUUACACUUGGCCUACUGUGUUGCUCUGAAUAAUCAGAACGAUCAUGCAUGA